AUGGCGGAAACAAAACUGCACGACGAUGUGCAUUUCUGCAACACAUCAGGUCUACAUUUUCCAUUGCCCUGGACUUAUGGCUAUCUGAUUGUAAAGAACAAGAGUAGAAAAUAUAGACAUGCGUCUUCACACGGAAGAAAAAGCAACAUGAAGUUCCUGUCUGCAUCAAACUGCUUUCACUUAUAUUCUGCUGAAUUUCUUCCUUCUAUGGGACUGUACAUGGGGAUUAUCUACAAGGGUUAUGUCCUUUGCAGGUAG
Messenger RNA from Triticum turgidum subsp. durum (durum wheat), 258 nucleotides. NCBI's taxonomy places the organism in Eukaryota, Viridiplantae, Streptophyta, Magnoliopsida, Poales, Poaceae. The record is from the annotation of a GenBank genome assembly.